GAAACUAGGCGGCGGCUCAACCCAAUUGUCUUUUGCAUUGCGUUUCGUAACAUCAUUGUCCACACUGCUUCGAAUCGCAAUCAUGAAUGCGUAACAACUUCAACCAUGCUCUUUUGGGUCUCUGUAGAACUCAUAAGGUCCCAUCGCUCUGAAACGCAUACUUUGAACUCCAACGAAGCUCUCCUCAUACACUCUGCGGCGCGUCCCCCUCACUCCCUACGCCCCUGUUCGCUCCUAACUACAGUUUUCUGAAUUCAGUUUCAGAAUUUGGUAUUUGGGAGAAAAUGUCGGUUGCAAAGAAGUUGAUUAGAUGUGUCAUCCUUGAUUUGGACGGCACGCUGCUCAACACAGAUGGCAUCGUUGGGAACGUUUUAAAGGUUUUGUUAGGUAAGUAUGGAAAGGAAUGGGACGGAAGAGAAGCUCAGAAAAUAAUUGGCAAGACACCGUUUGAAGCUGCUGCUGCAAUCGUGCAAGAUUACCAACUUUCGUGCUCCACGGUUCAAUUUCUUUCUGAGAUUUCGCCACUAUUCUCUCACCAGUGGUGCAACAUUAAAGCACUUCCUGGUGCGAAUCGGUUGAUUAAACAUUUGAAGAGUCAUGGAGUUCCAAUGGCCUUGGCGUCGAACUCUCCAAGGGAAAGCAUUGAAGCCAAAAUAUCCUAUCAUGAUGGAUGGAAAAAUUCUUUCGCUGUUAUAGUUGGUGGAGACGAAGUAAGAACAGGGAAACCAUCCCCCGAAAUGUUUAUUGAAGCUGCUACGAGGUUAAGCAUGGCGCCUUCCAAUUGUCUUGUCAUUGAAGACUCUCUACCUGGUGUUACUGCAGGUAAGGCUGCUGAAAUGCUAGUAGUUGCUGUACCAUCUCUUCCAAAACAGUCGCAUCUCUAUACUGCAGCAGAUGAGGUGAUCAAUUCCCUACUUGAUUUGCAGCUUGAAAAGUGGGGUCUGCCUCCAUUUGAAGAUUGGGUGGAGGGAACUUUGCCCAUAGAUCCUUGGUAUAUUGGGGGUCCUGUCAUCAAGGGAUUUGGCCGUGGCUCGAAGGUACUAGGGAUCCCAACAGCUAAUUUAUCAACGAAGGGCUACUCAGAUCUCCUAUCAGAGCAUCCUGCAGGAGUUUAUUUUGGUUGGGCUGGAUUAUCAUCAAGAGGUGUUUUUAAAAUGGUGAUGAGCAUUGGUUGGAAUCCAUAUUUUGACAACAAAGAAAAGACUAUAGAACCAUGGUUACUUCAUGACUUCGAUGGGGAUUUCUAUGGGGAAGAACUGCUGCUUGUUAUAGUUGGUUACAUACGUCCUGAGGCAAAUUUUCCAUCCCUUGAAAACUUGAUAGCUAAGAUUCAUGAAGAUCGCAGGGUUGCUGAGAGAGCUCUUGAUCUUCCCUUGUAUUCAAAUUUUAAGAAUGACUCGUAUUUGACAAGUUCUUAGCACUAAUUUUAUUGAUCCCAUAGCUUCUUGGUGAAGAAACCCCUGAAUUCGGACAGGCGUUGUUUAUCGUUUAAAGUGCAAAAUCCAGUUCUUGGUUCCUCUCAAAGGCAGUUUGUCAUAUUAUAUCCAAUGAAUUAUAAUCAUCACAAUGCAAUGUAAUCCGUAACGUGCAUAAGAAUUAAUAAAAAGAAUAGCCAUUGUUUUCCUUUU
This is a messenger RNA of Abrus precatorius (Indian licorice), 1628 nucleotides long. Its product is annotated as bifunctional riboflavin kinase/FMN phosphatase. The transcript is spliced from 10 exons. The record is from RefSeq and is a predicted model, not a curated record. Bases 285 to 1418 code for a protein of 377 amino acids. Gene Ontology annotation, molecular function: riboflavin kinase activity. Gene Ontology annotation, biological process: riboflavin biosynthetic process; FMN biosynthetic process. Lineage: Eukaryota; Viridiplantae; Streptophyta; Magnoliopsida; Fabales; Fabaceae.